AUGGCUCGUAUCUCUUCUGCUCUAGUGCUCGCUACCACCUUGGCCAUUAUGGCCUCAGCCGUGCCCAACGCGUCGGCUGGCGUCCUGCCCACUCGCGACGUCGGCGAGAACAAGGCCGAACCUCAGACGCCUACUAACAUGCCCAUGAUGGCCACCGACGCCGCCUCGCAGCUUGACCCUUUCCUGUUCAUGAAGCGCGACGACAAGGCUGCCGACGACAAGAAGGCGGCUGACACAUUCCCGCCUUGGAUGAAGCGUCGCGACACGGACGACAAGCACGCUGCUGACGGCGGUCACGCGGCUGACCAAUGGCUGCCCUUCCCCAUUCGCGACGUGGACGACGAGCACGAUGCCGAUCAGAUGUACUAUCCUUCCAUGUCGCGCGACGUUGAGGACAAGAAUGAGGCCGACCAGGCCCUCUGGCCUCCCAUGGCUCGGGACGUGCACGACAAGCACGCGGCCGACCAGUACCCUUGGGGCUGGUCUCCUGUCGUUCGCGACGUGGACGACAAGCACGAUACCGAACAGCUCUUCUGGCCCAUGGCCCGCGAUGCGGACGACAAGAAGGCGGCUGACGACGCCAAGGAUGCCAACGCUGCCGACCAGUGGAUGCCCAACUGGCGUGGUCCGGGCUGGUGCCCUUGGGGCUCGCGCUGGGACUGGUGGUCACGCCGAUGCGCUCGAUGGGAUGACGGUCGAUACCGCCCUUGGAGGGCUACGGCCGACAGCUCGAUGAUGAAGCGCGACGAGGACGCUUCCAAGGCCGUCGAGGCCGCCGACAACACGCAGGUGAACCAGCAGGUUCCUGUGUGCCCGCCCGGUUUCGGCUGGAACCCCAUCCUCCGCCUCUGCGUGUGGCUCGGUAUCGGUCUCAGGUCCGAGGAGGGCGCUGCUCUGCAGGCGCGCGAUGGUGGUGGUUGGGGUAGUGGUGGUCGUGGCGGUCCUGGAUGGGGCGGCGGACGUGGUGGCGGCUGGGGCGGCAGUGGUCGCGGCGGCGGCGGCUGGGGUGGUGGAUGGGGCGGUCGCGGUGGAGGCUACGGCGGUGGUCGCGGUGGCGGCUGGGGUGGUCACCGAGGCGGUGGCUGGGGCGGCCGCAGCGAGGGUUGGGGUAAGCGUGACGAGAUCGAGGUCCGCGAGCCUCAGCGCGGUGGCGGCGGUGGUGGCCGAGGCGGCGGCGGUCGAGGUGGCGGUCGCGGUGGCGGUCGUGGUGGUCGCGGUCGCUUCACUGACACUGAGGCUCAGGCAGAGUAA
Messenger RNA from Kalmanozyma brasiliensis GHG001, 1251 nucleotides. RefSeq lists its product as uncharacterized. Lineage: Eukaryota; Fungi; Basidiomycota; Ustilaginomycetes; Ustilaginales. The record is from RefSeq and is a predicted model, not a curated record. The transcript has a single exon. Bases 1 to 1251 code for a protein of 416 amino acids.